AUGGAGAAGCCCACCGUUACUUCGAACAACUACGGCCACCCUGCUGAGCAGUCUCAGCACCCUGAACACGCUCAAGAGAGCAUUCCUGAAGACCAGCAACCGCCGAAGUACGACAACCGCGACUUUAGCUCUCCUCUCGCCCAACCGCCUCUCACAAACAACCAUCCACCUACAAACCAACAAGAUGGAGGUUUUCCACCAGCCCAGCAGCAGAGCCUACAGAGCAUGCCCAUCCAGAACCUACAAAGCCAGAGUGCACCGGUACUUUGUCCUAGCUGUGGCGUGCGAGCCAUGACGAUUACAAAGGCUGAGUCUGGAGGACUGAUGCAUGCUAUUGCAGCGAGUGUCUGCUUUUUUACGUGUUUGGGUUGUAUUCCUUAUUGUAUUGAGUCGUUGAAGGAUGUUCACCAUCAGUGUGGAAAUUGUAACAUACCGCUUGCUAGUUACCACCGAAGUGGCGUAACUGAAGUGCGCUACUUCCAGAAGUAA
This is a messenger RNA of Fusarium pseudograminearum CS3096, 489 nucleotides long. RefSeq lists its product as uncharacterized. The transcript has 4 exons. The record is from RefSeq and is a predicted model, not a curated record. Bases 1 to 489 code for a protein of 162 amino acids. NCBI's taxonomy places the organism in Eukaryota, Fungi, Ascomycota, Sordariomycetes, Hypocreales, Nectriaceae. Gene Ontology annotation, molecular function: zinc ion binding.